AUGCCAACCGUCCUUAUUGAACGUUCAAGUUUACCUACAGAAAUGCGUGAUGCAUUGAAAAAACAUGUUUUACGUGAAAGACAAAGAAAAAAAGAAGAAGCUGAUGCAAAUGAAGCCGAUAAACAAAGAAGACGUGAAGAAAAGGCAAAAGCAUUAUCAUCAUCAAAAGUUCAAUUAGAAGAUAAUGCAAAAGAUAUUCUUAAAUUAGAACGAACUAUAGCUGAUUUACAACAACAAAAAUGUGAACAGUAUAAUUUAUUAAAACGUGCAUUAACAGAAGAAGAUCGUCGAAAACAUUCUCAACAAACAGUAACAAAAGAACCAUCAUGGACAAGUCUUUACUCACCAAAUCUUCAAAUGGCACAAUAUGCUCAUCAUCCCCAACAUUAUUUAUCAGCUCAACCAUCUCAUCGUUUAUUAGCUUAUAAACCACCACCACCACAACCUUCUCAACCACAAUCAUUCAUUCCAACAACAAGUGCAACAAAUGUUGCUACAAAACGAUCACGUAGUCCAUCAUCAUCACAUAUUUAUUCAUCACCAUCAAGUAAAUCAUCACGAUCAUCACAUAUGUCACAAAUGCAUUCAAGACCAACAAGUCCUGGAUCAAGAUAUCCACCAUCAUCAUCACAAGUCAUUCGUAAUGGAGCUCCAGGACCAGCUGUUGGUUAUCCUUCACCACAAACUCAAUCAGCAUUUUCAGCUUAUCUCAAUUAUAUGACACCAUCAUCAGCUGCUGCUGCUGCAGCGGCGGCAGCAUCAGCUUCAUAUGCCAAUCAAAUGCCACGUGUACGUGGUCCAUCACAAAUGCCAAAUUAUUUGAAUCCAUUAUCAUUUUUACCUCAACCAAUAGUCGAUCCAAAUCAACAACAAGCAAAUGUUUAUUCUCAUCAUCAGAUGUUAAUGUCAUCAAAAAAUGGAUCAAUUAUGAAUGGAUAUCCAUUACAAUCUCAACAGUAA
Molecule: messenger RNA, 960 nt
Organism: Rotaria sp. Silwood2
Lineage: Eukaryota; Metazoa; Rotifera; Eurotatoria; Philodinida; Philodinidae
Source: the annotation of a GenBank genome assembly